Prorocentrum cordatum is the source of this 2214-nucleotide messenger RNA. Lineage: Eukaryota; Dinophyceae; Prorocentrales; Prorocentraceae. The record is from the annotation of a GenBank genome assembly.
AUGGUUUCUCUAUUGAGGUGGGUGAGCCUUGUCGCGUUCGACAUUGAGAUUGUGAAUGUCAAUUGUCUCUUCGGUAGUGAGCCCUUAAACACGUUUGCCUUCCAAGUUGGUUUUGUGUUCGUCGCUUUCGGGGUGCUCCUUUUAUACCACUGUACCGUGGUUGUAUGGCGUCACCAUGGCAAUUUUCGUCGCCGAUUGCCGUCUCUUUGGGCAUCGCUUGGCACUAUCACUCAGAUUUUUUACAUAUCUAUCAUCACGACAGUUGUGGGGCCGUUCCAGUGCUUGAAGCACCCUAACGAACGCUGGACCAUGCGUGCCUACCAGUCCGUGAUCUGUUGGGAGAGCAACGAGCAUUCCGCCAUGCUUGCAAUCGGCCUGGUAGCUUUACUGUUCCCCCUCGCCUUCUUGGCAAAGUGUUGCCAGGUGGUGUGGGGCUUCCCAGCAAAACUGAAGCUUGGGAAGACAAGGGUUCUCAAGUCCUUCACAUUCCUGUUUUUCAGAUACAAGACUGAGUGCUAUUGGUAUUCGGUUGUGCACAUGUUGCGUAGUCUAGCCAUUGGCUUGACUCCCGCCAUUCCAGACCUAUCUGCACAAGUAUUGAUUAUGCAAAGCGUUCUGCUGCUACAGCUGAUCUGUACGGUAUACUGGUCACCUUGGCGUGUGCCGCAAGCAACUCGUUUUGAUAUUUUGUCUACAACUACGAUGCUUGUCGUCGUGGGAUGUGCAGCUUUCUAUGUCGAUGCCCCACCAGACAGUGCCCUCGCCGUGUUGGCAGCCAUGCUGGGGCACGGCGGCGGAUCCGGGCUGCUGCUGGGCCUCCUGCUCACGGUGGUUUGGAAGCUGGCCCACGCAGCGCUGCGCCGGCGCGACAAGGAGUUCGACUUCUUCCUGUGCCACCACAAGCUCGCAGCCGGCAGCUGCGCCCGGCUGCUCAAGGUGCAGCUCUGCAGCCGCGGGGGCAGCAGGCGGAGGGUGUUCCUGGACUGCGACGACCUGAAAGAUUUGGAGACGCUCUUCGACACCGUGGCAAACCGAGUGCAGGUGUUCGUCACCCUGUGCACGAAGGAGUUAUUUCUACGCCCCUGGUGCAUGGGAGAGGUGAUCACUGCUCACCACUGCAAGCUCCAAACUGUGAAACUAGUUUUCCCAGAUUUCACCGAGCCAGACGAGGCGUAUAUUUUUGAGUACGAGGAUAGUUCGAAGGACCUCAGCGUGUUGACUGGAUACGGUUAUUCAAUCGAGGAUGUGAGAGUUGCGUUGCGCUGGGUGCCUCAGAUUACCAGCUAUAGCAUUCCGUCUGCGAUCACCAGUGUUAGCAUGGAAGAAAUCGCGGAUCGGCUCGAAGAUUGCAUUAUUUCCCAUUCGCCCAGCGGCACAAGAGGUUCUCCCAGGGGCCCUAGUGGCAGAGCCAACAGGGCUUCCAUUGGGGGAAAUUCUACUUGGAUCAUCCACGAUGAGAGCAGCCUCGAGGCAGGGGCUACAGCCGCAGUCAUGGCCCAUUUGUUGAUGGUAAGUUUUGUCCACAUCCCUUUCGAAAUUCCACAAGUGCUUCUUGGUGGGCGGGACGUUCCUGAUAGCGCAACGAAGCUGAUCAUAUUGUGCACAAGCAACGUGCUGCAGCAGCCUUCUAUACUGAAGCAUUUCGAGAGAGGAAUCGAUCUUGACGUGUGUUUCUACCCCGUAAUUGGAGAUGAAGGCUUCCGCUUUCCCGGCGCGUCGUUCAAGAAAGACACCAUGAAGUUGGCAGCUGCCAUCCUCGACGACCCAGACGAAGUGCUGUCAGCAGUCUUGGCGAUGUUCAAGGCCAUCGCAGGGAGCUUCCUGGCGAGCUCCAGCUCCGCGACCGUGCUGGCAAACCAGGCCGCGGAGCUCGCCCGGCGGGUGCAGUCCCUGAGCCGGCGCGCGCAGACGCCGGCCCCCAGCGCGAUGGUGAGGCAGGCGAGCGAGUCUCGGGGAACAGGGGAUGAGUCCCAUGCUUCUGUAUGUCGCAUGAAGCAGCGCCGAGCGCUCUGCUGGCCGCCGCCGGUCGGUGGCCUCUGCUCGCGCGCGCCCUGCGGGCCGUGGGCGGCGGGCGGUGCGCCCAGACCCCCCCCUGGCGCUGUGCAAGAAUCCCGACGGGAGGUUUCGCAUUAUGAGGAGGCGGGGAGGGGGUCUGGCGCCGGCAGCGCGGGGCCGUGUGCGGAGGCGGCAGCUGAUGCUUCCUUGUCUUGGUAG